UGAGUAAUAAUCAAUGGUUGAUCAUAUUUUUAACAGAUAUCAUAAAACUUCAAGAAUGGUAUUAGCAGCAAAUCGAUAAAUUCUGUAACACCAAUGUCCUCAGUUUAAAUACGAAAUUAAAGUAAAUUAUAAUAAAUAUGCUCGUGACAACGUUUUAUUUAGCAAUGACUUUUAUAAAUGCGUGGAGGAUGCGGUCUUUGAAGUCGCAUCUCCUGAAGUUUAUGAGUUGGAAGUCCAGUGCUGUUCUUUACAAGUUUUCAUCAGAGAUUGCAUGUGAUACAUACGAAAUGGGUUACAGAGAUAUUUAUAAACACAAUGACAAUGUUGCUGAAGUUACUCUUCUGUCUUUAGCUACUAAUAGUAUCAGUCCACUUAAAGCGAAGCUUAUAAUAGAAAGAAAGGUGCACUACAUAACUGAUGUUAUAGAAAUAACUGAAACUACAAGAAUGUGUAGACUCCGACCGAUACAGUUUAUAGAUAUCAACCGAUGGUUCUCCAUAGCAAAUGGCUUGCCUCUGUGGAGCAGUAAUGUGUUUCAGCAGCCUGAUCCGACGCCAAAGUUGUGUGUGUUUAUUGAAUGUGAAAUGGAGCCCAGCGAGGAUCAAUCACAAGAUGAUGUUAUACCAUUGGAGUCAUUAGGCCAAGUGUGGGCUUGGAGAGCUGAUAAGAAUUUGGAGUUUAUAGCGGUUAUACCUUUUAACAAACUAUUAGAAAUGUGUUACAAGUUCCUAUAUGGAUCUCUGAUUAUAAAUGAGAGAUUGCCCGUCACAAGGAUACAGACUGUAUAUGCAACUGGAAUGCCAUAUCAACCAGAAGAUGAUCAAAUUAAUACACUGAAAAAGAUAAUAAAGGAGGCACAUAAGACAUCAGAAGAUUUAGAUUGGACGUACUACUCUGGCAUCUUAAAACACAUGUAUAGAGAAGUAUUUGUGAAUUCAAAUAAAAUGGCUAAAUCGUACAUAACAUCAGUACCCAGUCAAAUAUUAAGUCCACCGCAAACACACCCCGAUUCUAGUGAAAAAAAUAUCGAAAGUAAUAACUCUAAUCAUUGUGAGGAAAACAAUCACCACGAACGAACGCAAGAACUGAUUCGUGCGUUAUCACAAGAGAUAGAAUCAGAACCUACUGAUGAAUCAAACAAAAAGUCACCAGAAGAACAAAUUAAAGCAUUGUCGGAUGAAAUGGAACCGAAAACGAGUCGAGAAACAUCCAAAAAGUCGCCGUCAGAAAUAGAAGCUAAUCAUAAAAACGCAAAGUUGCAAGAAACAGUAACAGAACCAAAGCUGGAAUCAUACGAAAUAUCUUCGCAAACACCGAUUGAAACAUUUUUACAAGAAUUAAAAUCGGAACCUCCACAAGUAUUAAACGUAGAGUCAAUCCAGGAACAAGUUCAAGCGUCACCGCAAAAAAUUGAAGCCAACCAUAAAGUUGAUAAAAAGUCUAUACAAGAACAAAGUCAACCAUCGUCACAAGAAUCAAAUGUAAAAUCACCCGAAGGCAAAAGAACCUUACAGAAACAAAAACAAGUGCAAGAAUCAUCACGAAGAACUAAACAAGUAGAAGAAUCAACUUCCAAACCAGUAAAGGGAUCAAAGCAAGAAAUGAAACCUGAACCAAAACAAGAAAUAGUUCCUAAGUCAGACGAAAUACAAGAAUCUCGACAGACUCAUCAAAAACAAGAUUCAUUAAAACCGUCCCAAGAGUCGGGAUCAUCAAGUCGAUCUUCAACUCCUGAAAUUCUAGAAGGCACUAUAGUUAGAAGCGAAACUGUAAAUAUCAGGCAAAAACUUUCGCCGAGUAGAAAACGGAAAACUAACAAAGGCGCUGCUACUAUAGAGACUACGAUAGAAUCAGUCACUACGCAUAGAAGAGUUACGUCACUUAUUCCUCCAAGUCAAGAGAGAACAAGUUCUAGUAUGUCGGAAAAAUCUGAUAAAAAAAAGAUAGACUUACCCAAAUCUACGGGGUUGGAUGUGCUUGUGUAUUCUGAGAGUGUGGUGGCGAAGAACAACUUGAUUGCUACGUUGAAGAAUGUUCUGGAUCCAGAAAGGUACACAAUAUACUCGGUGCCUCUAACCGUGCUGUGUUCGGGGGCGUGGCGAGGCAAAGUCGCGCUGAUAGCCGUAGUGGGCAACACGGGCGAGGCCACGCCCCAUCUUCUACGGUAUUUCCUAGACGGUGGCCGGCUACUCGCGAUAUGCAGCGACCUACUGCAGUCUGUCGUGCCGUAUUAUAGGACCGCUGAGAUAAGGGAAAACGAGAUAGUGCAGUUCUCGUUCGACAAGUGGAAGGCCGUGAAACUAAAACACCACGUGCUGUGCUUCCAGGCCUCGCCCGCCAAAAAACAGUUCUCAUCUGAAAGCGAUAGACAAGCCAGUACGGAUAAUAAUAUAUGUUGUGUACUGGAGCACGAGCUGUUCGUGGAAGUGCUGGCGAACGAGGAGACCUGGCGCACGCCCUCCCUCAUACAGGUCGCUGAGAACACCAACCACGGUGUGUCCAUAUUCUCACAGAUCCACUUAGAAACUGACCCAGCGGAGUAUUUAGGCGAAGAAGGACCAAAGUACAACAAGAGUAGAUACGAAAUUCUAUUCAAAAUACUAGGAGAUAUCAUCAGCUUGCAUGUCAAAGAUAUGAGCGAAAUACCCACCGUCGACUAUACUGAAGGGUACUUCUUUGGAGACGAAAAAAUAAUUAGCAAGUUCCUGUCCGAGUUGCCAGAAGCCCACAAAAAGAGGAUGUCCAUCAACGGUGCGCUGAUAGAGUGGCUGACCCCGGGGCAGAGCCCCACCCAUCCACCCUCACACAAUCAUCUCCCUGUGCGCAUCUCACAAAUACCCAAAACGUUUGAUUACGAAACAUACCUUAAGAACCUGACCUCAACCACCGUGGGUCGCGUGCUCCUGUACUCGCCUGUGGUGGGGACGACGACCACGUGGUGCGCGCCGCUGGCCGGCCUCGCGGUGGUGGCGGGACAACAGCUGGCGGGCCGCGGCCGCGCCCACAACCAGUUUAUAUCACCUCCGGGGCAGGCGGUGCUGUCUGUGCAGGUCUGGCAGGAAAUGAAUGACAGGAUAGCGCUAACACAAAACGUGGCUGCGCUCGCCGCCGUGCUCGCGAUACGAAGCGAGACGCCAUAUGAGGGUCUAGAUAUCAGAAUCAAAUGGCCGAACGACAUUUACUACGGGCGGUCUGCGAAGAUCGGCGGCGUCAUGACAACAGCUGAUGUGAUGGAGGACAAGACUAGGAUUUAUAUUGGUAUCGGUGUAAACAUAUCAAACAGCGUGCCUACGACGUGCGUCAACGACAUUAUAUCGAAAUACAACGCCCUCCACAAUACUCAUCUACCCCCCCUCAGUGUCGAGUGGUUCCUCGCCCGCUUCAAUUCGCAUCUCGAACGGAUAUUAGCGGACAUGGCCACGGAUAACGGACAUAAGUUCUUCGAGGAUUACUACAAGUAUUGGUUGCAUAGCGCGGAGCAGAUCAGCGUGAUAGACAAGGACGGCAAGCGGGUGUCGGGCACUAUCCACGGCAUGGACAAGUUCGGCUUCCUACUCGUGGACACCCCGGCCGGCCAGCUCACCGUCAACCCUGAUGGAAACAGCUUCGACCUGAUGGCAAACCUGGUUGUGGCCAAAUAUUAAUGGCAGGUUAUCGUAUAAUCGUUCCCCUGGUUUUAAGGUUUUUCGUUUGUUAUGGACAUUUGGUUAAUGACAUUCAUAAUUUUUUUGUUACGUAGAGUCAUUCGGAAUUUUUUGCGUGAUGUGGGGCUUUACGAUGUAAAGUACAUAUUUUAUUAUCCGUUGUAAAUCCUUUGGGAUUUAUAAUACUUCGAAACAGUGACGUUGCCGUAUCAAUAUAAUUAAUAUAAUAUUAUAAGGGGCCCACGGACCUACCCAUUUUAUGAUCUUUUUCCUUUUUUAAGAAAUCUUUACCCUUUCUAAGGGCCCCGGAACUAAUUUUUAUGCGGAGCUCCGUCAAGUCACAUUACGCCCCUGCUAUAAAGUUUACGUGUAUAUUUUGAUGAACAUUACGCGUAUAUUUCAAGUGUUUCCACUUAUCGAAAUGUGUUCAUCAUCAAUUUCUAAUUUAGGGAAUUUAGAUUAAGGUAAUGUGCAUUUAUGUGAAAGGAGAUUGUUAUUCCAUGACAGUUGGAAAGCGGAGUAAAAACUCUUUAGUAUCUA
Messenger RNA from Aricia agestis (brown argus), 4184 nucleotides. RefSeq names its product biotin--protein ligase (gene Hcs). Lineage: Eukaryota; Metazoa; Arthropoda; Insecta; Lepidoptera; Lycaenidae. Gene Ontology annotation, cellular component: cytoplasm. Gene Ontology annotation, biological process: protein modification process. Gene Ontology annotation, molecular function: biotin--[biotin carboxyl-carrier protein] ligase activity. The record is from RefSeq and is a predicted model, not a curated record. The coding region runs from base 138 to 3644 and encodes 1168 amino acids. The transcript is spliced from 16 exons.